Molecule: messenger RNA, 14484 nt
Organism: Lymnaea stagnalis (great pond snail)
Lineage: Eukaryota; Metazoa; Mollusca; Gastropoda; Lymnaeidae
Source: the annotation of a GenBank genome assembly
GCAUUGCCAAACCAAGAAUAAACAUCAAAGUGAUUUUGUUUAAUUCAAAACUUGCAAUAUGUAAGGUAAUAGAUUCAUAACCGCUUUAAAAGUUAUUAUUCCAGAAAGCUUGGACUGAAAAAAACAUAUUUUUUUACAAAUUGUUUUUCAAAAAAGGAAACACAAUCUGCAAUAAUUUAUCUACAAGAAAAUAAUAACUCAUAAGAAAUUAAUUUAGAAUCAGAGAUAAGGAAAAAACUAUUUAUUCAACCUUUUUUUUCAAACAUCAUCUAGAUACCGAUCGGAUGUUUCGGUCAUUCACAGAGUUCAUGCUUUAUGAAAUUUUUGUAAACAAAAGUCACUGGUCUUCUAAGUUCUUUAACAUUAGGAUGUUUUGGUAUAAAUUCUUAAAUUCAGACGUAAGAGUUUAACCGCGCUACAUUAAUACAAAUAAAAAUUCGUGUCUUUCAAUAUUUGCUGGAAAAUUAUAUUUAUUAUUUAUUAGCUCAGCACUUUUUUCCCCUCGGUGAACUCUCCAGUGGCAUACGCACAGCUGUGCGGCAGAAAAUAAAACAAUUCAAGACUGCCUAAAAGCUUUACUCAAACCCAUGCACAUCGACCUUGAUUUUUGGGAGAAAAAAAACUUACUAUUGAUCUUGUAAGCUGACUUUUCAGACACACUACUCAUAGAAUAAGCAGACUUAUAACGCCCAUAAAAAAUCUGGAGUGCAAGGAAAAGCAGAAUCGACUCAACUAGGACCCGAAACAUAUUUCUGGAGGUUGGACAACAACAGAGAUCCUACCUGCCGGCAUUGCAGCCUGGCCCCAGAGACCUUAGAACAUCUGUUGACUGAAUGUCCCGCACUAGAUCUCCCGGGGGAAGCCAGGGCGGUUGGAGGAUCCUUUGUGAGGGAAAUGUUGUAUGGCUCAGCUCAACAGAUGGAGUUGAUAGCCAAUUUACUAGCCGAGGUCAUAAGAGAGUAAUCUCAGACCUUCACCAGAAUAUGUGCGUUAGUUAGGACCCGAAACAAAGUAUGCCCCUCGUGCGCCAAAGCUUUAAAAGUACAUAUUUGACUGGCAGUCCACCCGCGUACUGAACGUGCACGAUUGAGUUUGUUAUCAUCGCAUUCAUAGAACACACACAUCAGCAAACAACAGGGAGUUAAUCGUUGGUGGAAAAGGUGUGUAAAAAUGACGAGGUGAAAGAGAAAAGGCUUAAAAGACAAUUAUUUUAAUACUAUAUUUCUUAAAAAAAUAAUAGUAAAAUUUUUUUUAAUUUGUUACCAAAUAUAUAUGUAAUAUAAGAAAUAGCAAAUCUGUAAGUUCACAUGUAAAUAUGAAUAUAAUAUAAAAUGUAUAGCUUUUUUUUAAAUCUGUCAGGAAUGACGGAUUUUUCAAUAACUUGUCUUUUUAGAGCUUGAUAUAUUAAAAAGCAUUACAAAGCAUCUUGCAUUUGUUUGAAGACGAAAUUACUAGCGAUCUAGCAUUAUGCUUAGUAUUGAUAAUCUUGGCCACUUUAUUAAUUAUUCUACGAUGUCUAGUGAUUAUCUUACCAGGUAGCUGUUGCAAUAAAAUGCAAAUGUUUGAAAUAUUGACAGUAUGUUACCCCGUUUAGCUGACUGAAUCUCUAUGGAUUCAAAAUAAUAUUUCAUGAUGCAAACACCAUCCUAGGAAACUCAGUAUAUUGAACUCCUGCAAAAUUGAAGUAUAAUCUGAAUGGUAUGCAGUUAACAAGAAAUGGUACAAUUAUAAAAAUUAAACUUGUUAUGUGAGAUUUAUCACGGAUUGUUCAUAUUGAAGUAAAAAUUAUAUAAAAAAAACCAAAUAAUUUGAAUGUUUAAAUGUUUCAACAAGUAAAUUUCGGCCGUGUUUUAACUAGGGCUGGUUUCAUCAGGUUUCGUAACUUAUGAUGUCAUUCUUUCCAGACCUACAUCUAUCUGUUACUCUUUCCUCGAUUGCUUUUCAUGGUUGCAAUUUGCGCAGGUGACGAACUUCAAUACUAACAAAUAUCUUUGUUUGAAAUUUCUCAUAUGGCUGUUAUCUGUUCUGUUAGCAUCCUGCUCAGAUGACACGCUUAACUGCAAACAAACAUCGUUGGUGGCAAUGCCUCUUCUGAGAGCAGCCUGUUCCCGUGAUUUAAUUUAACUUAAUUUUUUAUUUGUUCCCAUUUUUUGGCCUACACUAAAUAUAAAACAUUAAUCUUAAUUAUUGUUUUCCUUCUAAAUAAUAUUUUCACAUUUGGAAAUAUAUUACAAGAAAUCGUUUAACAAUUUAAGCUCCUUAUAAUAAACAUGCAUUUUGUUAAAAAGAGAAUGAAUCAGUGUUGUUUCUAAGUUCUUUUCUGUCACAAAAAUGAGUUGAAAAUGCUGGGAUCUCCUAGAUAUAUUUAUUUACAAACUUAUUCAAAUUCUUAGCGUUUUGAUUUUUUGAAAAUAAUAAAAUGCUUCAGUACUUUCGCCUCAAAAAUUAUAAAUUCAAAAGCAGCCUCCAGGUUCUUCGUGAUGGAAGAAACGACUAAGACGUAUAUUAAAAAUAAUAAACGAGUUGAUCCAAAUCAGUAAAUAAUUGGCAGGUGUUAAAUAUUGCAAAAUUGUAAGUGACAUUUUUUUUCGCAUUUGGACAUAUACAUACAUAUAUAUAUAUAUAUAUAUAUAUAUAUAUAUAUAGUAAUUAUUUCAAUUUUAAGUUGAAAUAUAACAAUUAGCAAAAUAAUAGGGUGUUAAAAAAUCCGUAUACAGUUGGUGCUCUUUUUUUGCAACGACAUAAUAUUGUGAAAUGGGUUUUUAAAGCCUACUUUUUAUCAUGUCAAAAUACAUAAAUAAAUUUGUUCCAGAAGAUUGAGAACGUUAUGCUUCAACAAAGUAAGCCCAGAGAAAAACUUUUCAAUUACACUUUUUGGUUUCGCCAUAUUCAUUAUAGACUUGUUCAGAUAUGCUUUUGUAUCCAAUAAAACUUUAAAAUUGUUAAGUUUUACUGAAAUACUUUACAUACUACAUACUUAUGCCUUUUAGCAUUUCUGUGGCUUAGACCUUUCACAAGAAUUUUCCAUUCAUCUUCGACUUGUGCUUUUUUUAAAAUUAACUUCCAGAUUUAUCCCAUACUUCGUGUGUCUGCCUCUAGCUCGCAUCUCCCUGUAUUGUAUGCUUGCAUCUCUUGCUUUUUCUAUGCUUAUUAUAUUUCAGGUCUGGGGAUGUUAUCUGGGGGUUUGCUGAGAGUGUGCCCUAUCCACCUCAGUUUUAUUCUUUAUGAUGUCUUUAGCAGAAGCCAUCUGGUAAGUGUUUGUUGGUGAUAGUGUUUUCCAUUUGAUGUUUAGAAUCUUUAUAAGUCAUGUAUCUAUGAAGGCCUGUACUUUCUAUGAAAUGCUCACUGUGGUUCUCCAAAUUUAUGCACCAUUAUGUAGGAAUGUUUUGAAAUUUGUGUUGAAAAUUCUGACUUUUGUUUGCAGAGUCAGCUUAUUAGGCUCCCAAUAUUUUCUUCAAUAGCACACAUGCUGCCCUAGCAUAUCCAAUUCUAGCCCUGACAUUGGCUUCGGAUCCACCAUGUACAUUAAUGGUGCUGUCUACGUGUGUGAAGACCUCCAUUUCUUUUUGUGCGUUUCCUGCCAGAAACGUAUAAUGCUUCUGAGCUGUUCUGAAUUGAUUUUUACAUACCGGUAUAUAUUAUUUUUAUGAAUUUGUCUCUGGUUGUAGGACAGAGAUGCAAUGUCGUCUAAUAAGUCUAGGUCAUUCACUUAUUCUCAAUAUUGUCUUCCGUAUCCCGUAUCUCUUUUUGACUGUAUAUAUUUUGUUAUUAUCCAGUCAGUGGUAAGGGGAGUAGAAAUUGGGGCAAGAGACAACCUUGUCUGACUUGUGCUUCCACUUUAAAAGCAUAUGCAAGACUGCAAUAGUGGCUGAAAUGUUUUUAAUAUUAAUUAUUUUCAUUGUAUACUUAAGUUUUAAAAUUAAAUGAUUAAUUGUUUUAAUUUUUUUAUUUAUUUUAUGAAUCAAUCCCCCUGUGAAAUGCACACAAACAAGUUCAAAAUAAAUAUGUUGUGAAAUUAUUAUGUUUUAUUUUUAAAAUAAAACGUCAUCAUAAGCAUACAAAAAAUAUAUGAUAAAAGUGAUAAAUAAAUACAAUCACUAUAUACCUGCACCGUAACCUUGACAAAUACCGUAAUUAAUUUCUAGGAAUAUGACUUCUUUGUGUAUUUUUUUAACUUUGCAAUUUUAGCUACCAGGUCAUGGUAAUAAAAUACCAUUGCGCUAGAGUCUAGAGCCUAGAUAUUCUACGUGUAUAGAAAGAACGAUUGUUUUUAGAUACAUUUAAAAAGUAUGCUUAAUUUUUUUUUUUAAAUGUUCGUAGCUAAAAUAAUAACAGUGUUAAGUUUAUACAAUUUAACACACUUCAUAACAAAUAAUUAUGGAAUCAGAAAUGUUAAAAUAAUGUAUGGGCUAUUUAUUUAAUUUUAAGAUUUAUGUUACGUUGUGUAUAAAUUAUAAUGAAAUAAACAAACAAAAAUAUAUUACAUAAUUAUGCGAAAGAGUAUGUAAUAUCUAUUUUACUCCAUUUUUAGUAAAACAAUGUUAUGCAUUUUUUUUUCUCAAUAGAGCUGUGACUUUCUAAAACACUAUGAUUGUAAAAAAUAGCCUAUCGAUUUUGGCUUUUGCUGUAUGUGAGUAGAUAGAUAUAAGACAUUUAUUUAUAAAUAAACUUUAAUAAAAAUAAAAUAAGUAUUAAUUUUGGUAUACAUUUUUUUUUUUAAAUUUAAUUAUUGGACAUAAUAUAUAUUUAAAAAAAAUCAAUUUUCACUUUUGUCAAUGUUUAUUUUUAAAACGAUAUUUAAAAAAUAAAACUAUAUAUAUAUAUGUAUUGUUGGAAUUUGUAUUGUAAACAAGAGAACAGAUUCCCGUAUCAUUUAUAGCUUGCAUUAAUUAUAAAAUUCUAUUAUAUUAUUUCAGCAUGCUUAAAAUGCCAACUAAUAACUCUAUUUGACUUCAAACAAGAAGACAGUCAAUCGCAGUGCAGUAAGGGGCUCAUCAGUGGUUUUGACGUUGUUGUUUUUAAAUGUCAUGUAGAUUAUUCGGAGGAUACGGCCAUGAAAUACGUUACUUUCCAAGUAAAGAAAACAUCUUACACUAAGUUCACGUUUGUAAGUCUCUAACAAUAAGUAUUCUAUAGAAUUUGUGUAACAAAACAUUGUUGUACAGCUUAAAACAAUAUUUGUACAUGAUUCCUAAAAAUGCUCAUCCGAGAAGACAAAUUGUUAAGUAUUUUUAAAUUUGCAAUUAAACUACCCAUUAGUUAUUCCUGUAGUAAACAUUCUAGUAGUAUUUAGAGCAUGGAGGUAAAAUUAUUUAAUGUGUUAAUGUUCCCAUAGAACAGGAAACUGCUAGUAAAUUGGAUGAAGAAUAAAUUUACUUGAAGACCCGAAAUGUAAGUGCACCAGAAGCAUGCUUGGGGGGGGGGGGCUUCAGAGCGCAAGAAAACUGAAGCUUUAUAGCAUAAAGCAACCAAGUACAAAUUUAUGCCUUAGCUUAAACAUAAUCGGAAAGACCAAAAUGCCAGGGAGUAUUUAAAAAUUGAUAUUGUCGAACAUUAUGUCGAGAAGGACCACAAUUUAAGAUGAAAACCACGCCUUAGAAGACACGAAAUUGCCAUCUGCAGUAUGUUUACCUUACGCCUAAUGGAAAAAAAAAAGUUUCCUCUAAAUUGUUGUUAUCAUUGUAAGAGGAGCAAACCAUUCGAUGACCAACGAACGAUCGAAGGAAUUCAUAUAAUCUUUUCACCUUUUCAAGAAAAAACUGAUGAUUCCUCGUGACGAGAUACGUGUCUAGCAGGAGCUGCCACCCAUCAAAUGUCAUUAGAACUUAGGCCCUUGCUUUAAUUUAUUUUUAUCAUGUGUGAGCCGUCAGAUGCAGCAGCAUCGACAGAAAUAAGAACAAUAUAAUGGAAGACUGUAAAAGAAGUUUUUAAGAAGAAGAAAAAGCUCUCUAUUUGAUACUUAAAGAAAUUGUAACUUUCAUUUAAAUAUAUAGAAAAUCAUUGGUAUAUUUUGAAUAAGAACUUCCCUACGGGAGCUAUGAUGAGUCAAUAAAUUUUGGAUAAUAUUAUGAUCGAGUUACCCCCCCCCCCCGCCCCAAUUUAAGAAAACAAAUUUUGUAGAAGCAGUUAAAAAUUCUUCAGCUAGAGAUAUUAAGUGUUUUCGAUAAAAUUAUGGGAUCAAUGUAAAAGAACAACUUAACCAAACGUCUUUUCUUUGCUUAUUGACCUUCUGGAAGUGGUAAAACAUUCCUUUACAACACAAUCACACACCAUGCGCGUAGCAAAAAAUAAUUGGUCUUGGCAUUUGCAUUGAAAACUUACUGCAACUUUUUUUUAGAGAGGCACAACUUACUAGUGCCGUUUCACGAUGUUUAUUCUAAAAAUCAAACUUCCAAAUGCAAACAAUGAACAUUUUAAUCAGCCCAAGUAACGGAAUAGUGAAAAUAUUUAUACACAUACAAACAAUGUUAAAUUGUGGUUCUUAACCUUGUUGGAGAUACUGAACCCCACCAGUUUCAUAUGCGCAUUCACCGAACCCUUCUUAUGAUUUUUUUUUCCUGAUUUGUUCAAACCUCCGACGAACAACUGAGACUCACUCACAAAACCCCUGGGGUUCGAUCGAACCUAGGUUAAGAACCACUGCUCUGGAUUAAGUCUCGAUCUAGUCCAUCUUAAUCACGAUUAACCGUAUUAUUUAUAUUGCGGCUUUGGGACAGAACUUCUAAAAUGUAGUAUUAUAAUUUUAAUAAUUAUAAUAAAGUUUAUUUGAGAAACACGCUUCAUCCCCAAAAGCUCGAAGCACAGUACAAAGUAACCACAUUAUAAAGAGAAAUAAAAACAAUCUAAAAUUUACCACAUUUAAAAAACAGACGCAACAAUAUAAAACUACAUACGAGAAUAUCAAGUCAAAGUCUUUCAUCCCGUUUCAACCAUAAGCAACAUAAGCCAAUAUACAUUAACUGAAAGAGAUGUUAGAUAGCAUCACCACAGAAAGUGUUUGCGAAAUAGAUGUGUUUUUAAAUCGGUUUUCUGAGACCGACGAAGGGCGUUCCAAAUUGUUGGGCUGGCAAAUGCGAAAGUGCAUAAGGAUUAAUUCAUUUUUGUUCGUCUCAUUUUUGUAGACAAUUCUGUGGUACCUGAUAGCCAGAGCUACAUCAUGUUCUUGAAAUAACUUUACAGUAAUGACAAAUUAGGAGUUUGACCUUAAUAACUCCCACUUACCAUGGGUGAAUAUGCCUGAACACAAUUGUGUAGCGAGAGCAAUACGUACAUCGCAUUAUAGCAUGAGCCUAACUCAGGGUAUCACAAGGUAGCCAUGAAAUAAUUCUAAUGUUAAUUAAUUUUCUCCUUUGAAAAAAAAUUGGUCAAUUCGAAAUGAAAACUGCGUUACUCUUCACAUAUCAUCUGUAGUGCAUUUAAGAGAAAAAAAUAUAUACCACAUAUAAAAGUGUGUACUACUAUGGUUUGCUGAUAUUUUUUUUUAGAUCUCUAACUAUGGACGCAUAGUAGUUACUUUAAAUAUAAAUAUAUAAAUAAUUAAUUAUUGAAAUAUUGUUACGUUUAUUUUUUGCUAACAAAUAAAUCAUAAUUGGGGUUCAUUUAUGUAUUUUAAAAUGUAAAAAGUUAUUUUUUUAAAACAAAACGUGCUUUUCAAAUAAUUUUUGGGGGAGAAAAUAACUAGAAAGUUUCACAAUAAAAUUAGAUUGUACAAUUCAAAACUAUGAUGAACCUUUAUUUAUCUGUAUUUAUAUUUUCUGAACAAAUUCGUUUAAUUACAGUUUACAGACUGCAAUAUCCAAGAAGAUUGUAAGAACUCUACAAACAUAAAUGGUAUUCAUAUUGACAAAUUUGUCAUAGAAUUAACAGUCAGUCUGAAUGCAACCAAAUCUUUAAGUGGAGCUAAAUUGCGAGGCAUUCUUUAUACAUCUGACAAUAUGAAGAUAAUGAGUAACGAGAAAUUUUUACCAGAAAUAUCAGGUAACAUACAAUUCAUUUAUAUAGUGUAUAGAUUAAGCUAUUGUUUUGUAUGUGGCCUGUAAAUUAAAGUUGUUUAAAAGUAUAUAAAUUAAAUAGCGGAGAAAAGCUAUUGAUGCUUAUGUUACUAACAUUUUUGAAGUAACCAAAUAAAUAGUACAUGAUAACAAAUAAAUAUAUUACAGAUCACACUGAAGCAUCUGGACAACUCAUUGUCAAUGGUAAAAACAUUAAUUCGUCAGAUGAAUGCCGAGAAAGUAUCAGUAGAUCAGAAUUAUUCAUUGUUUUUCUGUGUGAAAGUAACGUUGUGCCCUGUUUGAUUGAAAUCUCAACCAAUGAUUCAACUGAGAUUGUUCAUGGCAAAGGGCACGCGACAUGGAAAGGAGAUUACAUUUUUCCACAAGAAGUUGGUGUUCUAGUUAAAUACGCGAUUUGUAGAUUAAAUGGACCCUCUCAAAACUUCAACUGUAAAUUCAUCAUAGGUAAGAAAUACAAUUUUGAUAAAAUGAUUAUGUUAUAAUAAUAACAAACACAUUUCUUGUUUCUUUUUAUUCAUAGCUUUUAUUUUUUUAUUUUUUUUUUUGGAAACUUGCUACACAUUUUUAAUUAAAUUUUAAUGUUAAAUAAUACUUUGUGUAUAUCUAGUACAUUUUUUAAAUAUUAUACAAAAGUUGCAUUUUUAUUGCUAAAUUGCGUUUCUCAUUUAAAAAAAAAAAAAAAAAAAAAAAAAAAAAAAAAAAAAAAAAAAAAAGAAGAAUUUCUCACCCCCCUCCCAUGCCAUUAAGACUUAAUGCUUACUAUUUUAAAGCAGUAAUUAGUUGAGUUUGAACAAUAUGUUUAGAACUGAACAUCUUUGUUGUGAACUUAAAUAACAUUUUUUUCUUAAAUAUAUUUUUAUUUAAAAAAUAAAUUUUGUCUCAAACCUUCAUUUUUUAUUUAAAAAAUGUAGUUAUAAAACAUGUGUUAAUGUAUCUAAAAGAUUUGAAAGAAACAAUCUCAAAUCCAGAAGAAAAUGACGGUAGCAAAUUUAACACCACAGUGAUUAUCGUUGUGGUAAAUGCAGUGCCGAUGCUACUUUUGUAAGUACAAAACUAAAUGUGUGUGUGCGUUUAAAUAUAAUGAAUAUUAGUUGAAAAUGCGCCGUUUUCAAUAACGAUUUUAACAGUGAAAUUAACAUAUAUGCAUUGUUAACUUUUUAAAAAAAGUUUUCAAAUUAUAUCAAGACAUUAAAUUUGAUAGAAUUUUUUUUUCAACAAAUAGUAAUUUUCUCUCAGAUGUUUAGGAAACCAUGAAAUUAUUUUCUAAAUUACCCUUAGGAAAGUAUGCACUUGAGGCAUGCGUAAUUACUAAGAAUACCAAAAUUCUGCCAAGAGGGAGAGAGAAGAAACGCCCAAAAUAUAAGGGUAUUAAUAUUUAUAGGAUAGUGAUGUAAUCAAGCAAUAUACCUGUUGUACCACCACGAAAUGGACAUGCUUUCGGCAUUUCAGAAACAUAGGUUGUAAAGGACAAGAGACUACUAACUUAUGUAUGUAUAUAAUUUAGUGGUCUCCUGUUCAUCCUACUCUGUGUUUUUCGAUUGCCGAAACUUAGACCGUUCUUUUAUGUACAAAAUAUAUACAUGGAUUCCUUAAACAUAGAUAAGAUAAAGUGGUUUCCAAAUUAAAAACAAAUUUGCAUCGAAUGACCCAAGAUGAGAUGGAUUAAUAAUGUAUAUACGCAUAUUUUUAGCUCUAUGUCCGGUCUAGGAAAGUGAAUAUGUCUUUAUUCCAUUGACUCCUGGCAGUUCUCCUAAUUAUUUUUUUAAAUUGAAGCUUUGUUGUCCCAUGAUAUGACUAAUUCAUUGGAAAACUCAUGUUAGGAGUAAAAAAAAAAAAGGAGUGAGGUGCAACAAAAUAAAGGACAUAUUGAUUAAUGGUAAAAUAGUAACAGGUAACAAUAAAGGUGAACACGUUUUCAUGUUUAGCAUUUGUCUUGUACCCUCUGAUUAACCAAUUCUUUUUGGUACAACUCAGUUUCACGUGAAAUUUGCAAUGGGGAGACAAUACAAAAUUAAUUAGUCAGUCAAAAAAAUAUAAAAAGUAUAGAUCUCAAAUAUCAAAAUGCCUUUUUUUUUAUAAAGGAUUAACACGGGUUAAUUGUUCUCGUGGUUUACUUGUGCUAACGUCAAAUAGGAAAAUUGCAACAAAAAAAAUUAGGAAAAAUGCUUCAUUAAAUUAUUUUUUCACAUUUCUAUUACUAUUGUUUUUUUUUUUUUUUUUUUUUUUUUUUUGUUCAAUUGUAUGGUCCAUAGCGCAAAAUGUUUACAAUAGCUAAGAUGAAAAAUUUACAGACAUUUAGUCCUAUCAUAUUGCACUAAAAAAUAUUAUCUAUCUUUAUGAUUUUUCUAACAAAGUUUCUAUUUUUAAAUAACACAUACUUUUUUCCAUAUUCCUGUACUUUCAGUUAUCACCAUUCCUUUAUGCGAAACCUGAUCAUAGAAAAAUAUAUGACUUGCUUGCUUUUAAUAUUAUGUGUCAAUUGGUUUUUUUUGUUGUUUUUUUAGAUUGUGCCUACUGUUAUCGUAUAUUAUGUACAAAGUAAGUAUGCUAAUGUACCGUCGAAACAUUAUGUAAAACAUGAAAGUAAUGAGUAACUUAGCUUAUCAAGAAAAUGAACAUCCUAAUAAACAUCAAUGUUUAGUCUUAAACAGCGUUUGUCUAGUCUUCAUUUAAGAAAUGCACUACUUAAAAAUAAAGAAUGAAAUAAGAAGGAUUUAAAAAAUGUAACAAAAUGGUUCGCCUUUAGAGAGAAUUUUCUAAUAAUGAUUGUAUCCAACACAAGUUACUUAAUUUAUCCUAUUUUUUUUAAAGGUAGUCCAAGCGUCCUUUAAUUUCAAGUCUACUUUUAUAUUUCAUUUGAUAGAAAAAUCAUUUUGUUUAUGGAUUUGAAAAUUAUUUUUAAAUGUUCGUUAAAGUGUGGUAUUAUUUUCUUUGAUUGGAAUCUAUUCAUUCUCAAUUUAUUAUUUUUUUAAAAUGUAUAUUAUAAAAUAUAAUAUAAUAUGCCUGACUGAUUCAUUUGUUACAAUUGUCUCACAUGACUUAUGAAAUUAAACAUUAAUUAUAGAAAUUUAAAAAAAAAUAAUGGUCUUAUUUUUUUUUUUUUUGAAAUAUUGUCCUUAAGUACGUCAUCUAUUGGCUAAAAAGAUUGUUUAUGCUUUUCUUUAAUUCUAAGCGUUUUAAAUUAUUUUUUUCCAGCAGUGUCGACCUAAUAUUGAUAGGAAAAAGAACCAUCAUUCUUGUGGCGAAGAAGUUUUUCUUGAUCUACUAGACGAUAAACAAACAACGAAUGGUAAAUUUUAGAUCAAAAAUAGCGAUUGGAAUAACUACAUAUAAUUGCAUUUUUAAAAAAAAAUUUUUUUAUAAACGUAGUUAGAUAUGCCCAUAUUACUUUUUUUUAUUAUAUACAUAGUUUGUUUGGUUUUUUUAAAUUGCUUUUUUAUAAUUAAUGCUUAUGUUUUGAAGAAAGUGGUUAUUUAUUAAAAUAUAAGAAAAUAUAUAUAGCCCGCCAGAUAGUAUUCUUAUAGUAGAUGAUGUUUAUAGUAAUCACGUUGUCUAUUAACUUUAGUUUAUAUAGCGUUCUUUCUAAUUAACAAAAACCAACGAAUUCAUAGAUAUGUUAUCAUUGAAGAGUGUUAUUCGAUCAUUAUUCUAUAGAGUGGUUGUUUGAAGUUUGUUGGUCCAUCAAAAUCGACUAGGAACAUCGGGUUAUCAGAUUAGGGGGUAUUGUGGGUUACGGUGAGCUCGUAGGUGGCUCGCUAGACCGAUCCAUGCUCAGAAUAAACUCUGGCAUCGUGGGCAGGGGAUAAUUGCUACAGUCGGUGAUUUAAUGUUGCUCUUUUGUGCCAGCAUGCGUGUCUCAGCUGUGGUUAUUCUACUGGCUUCACGAGAUUUAGCUCCCAUCUUGACAGCUGCUUUCCUCCUGGCUCUAUCCUGGGCUGUCUGCACCCAUUAAGUAGGGUUGAUGCUGAAGGUCUUUGGUGCAACUUUCAGCGAUUUUUUGAUCGCUUUUUGUUUACCUCCAUGUAAGCGCUUGCCAAAUGUGAGUUCUUGGAAGAAUAUCUGUUUUGGGAGCCGAUGGUUUUUCAUACGGGCUACGUGUCCCAUAUAACGGAGUUAAGACUGCAUGAGGGUAGUAAACAUACUAGGUAGGUUCGCUCUAGCGAGGACCUCUUUUUAAGUAACUUUGUUUUGUCACCUCAUGCCGAGGAGUUUUCUGAGGCAGGGUGUAUGAAAAUAUUUCACUUUCUUGCUGUGACGCUGGUAGACUGUCCAUGUUGGUUUUAAUAUGUAAUAGACAAUAUAUAUGAACGAUUAAUAUACAUGUUUGAACUAUAAUACGUGCAUUACUUGUGUCCUUUUUUCCCUUUAUUUACAAUAUAUUGUUAAUUUAAUUCAAUUUUCAUAUUAUUCAUCUCAAAUUUAUCUCUUAGAAACUGCAAAGAAGAUUAUUUUGUCGACAAACAAGCCUUACAUGGGUAAAAUGAUUUUACAUUGUUGAUCUUUAACCUAAUGUUUAUAAAUAAUUGCAACAAACCGAGUUUAAAAAGAAAAAAAACAUACUUUGCUUAGACAGUAUUAUCAUACAAGUCGGCAAAUCAAUGAUUUUAUGACUCUUCAUUACAAAAGUAAUAAUAAUACUAAUAAUGAAAAUAUAUAAUUUUUUUUUUAAAGUGAAGAAGGCAUUCACUCACUAUUUUCCUUACGAAUUGAGAAAGCAAAUCGUAUAAUUAUGUCAAUAAAUAGUUAAACUCAAAUUUCUUUAUUUUGCUUCUAUUUCAUUUAUUUGAAAAUCUUAUUUAUAUGGACUGUUUAACACUAUAUUUAUUGUUAUAUGUGUUCAAAGAUUACUUUAAGUAAGAAUGGUAGAUUGACCUUUCUUAAUAAAUUAAUCUACCGGUCUAUACCUUCAUGUAUAAUGAAAUAUUUUUAUUUCACAGUGACAGAUAAUUUAAUGGAGGAUUUCAAGACAUGUCCAAAGAAUAAAUGCCACAACCGAUUUAUUCCAAUGGGUAAAUUCACAGAGCAACAUCUCCCACGUAUCCAUCAGUCCAAUAAUGUGUUUCAUUUGAUGAAAAUAGUUGCUGACCUUACUGUGAAAGUAAAAGUCUCCUACGUCAGUGAUGGACGACCAGAAUUUUUCAAAGAUACAGACCAUCCUUACCCAUUUUAUGAUAAAAGAAAAGACAAUGUUACCCUCAGAUUUGGAACCGGAUUGAUAAAACAUGUUGUUUUUAUGACAGAGGAAGAUGGCCCAAAAUGUCAGUGUCAUAAAUGUUUACACUCGGAUGAAGCUGGAAAAAUAAGGGGUAAAAUAUAUAUUUCAACUGCCCAAUCACUGGUGUUUGAUGAUAGUGAGGCUCUUAAAACAACUUUUCAAAUAUGUUUUGAUGAAUUAAAUGGACCUUAUCAUUGUAUCAAUGGUUUGCGUGUGACCAAAUGUAAUAUUAUAGACGAUCAAUGUCUAGUUGAAUGUGUGACAUGUCAAAAAAGUCUGCUCAAUUCUUUAGAGCUAAAAACAACCAAUUGCAUUCAAGAAAUGGCUGAUGCUAACUCUAAAUAUAAUAACAGUAAAGUAAAAGAUAACAUGACCAUAAUGGUAUCCCACCCCCACGGCUGUCCUAAACAUGUCUCUAUCGGCCAUUGGACCAACAGAUUAAUAGUAAGAACCGAAGACUCUAUCAAAUAUACGAAAUAUGCCUAUACUACACCUACAUGCCCAGGUAGCAUAGGAGCUUUUGUUUAUAUACUAGGGGUCAGCGAUAUUUUACUGAAUCAUCAUAUGCAUUGUGGAGUUAAAGAAACAGUUCAUGGUUUUAGUGGUACUGGAAUGGAAUAAGAACUUUUAAAGUCUAAAAUCAUGAAAGAAUCAGCAACAUUGUAACAUUCAAACGAAUGACUAAGGCUUUAGAAAUGUAUAUUUUUUCAUUGGGUAUCUUUUUUUAAAACAAUACGUUUAAUAAGAUAAAAUCAUGUGUCAUUUACAUAGUAAUUGAAAUGUUUAGCAAUUUAGUGAAUUAUUUAUUAAUUUAAAUCCUAGUCCACUAAAAAGGAUAUAUAAUAACUACACUAAAAGCGUUACCAAUAGAUUGUUCGGACUCAAUGAGAACCAUUACCUAACUGAAAAGAUGCAAGACAUGCCGUAUAGUGUACAGUGUUUGGGGUAGAAAAAGAAAAUCAAAUUUACACAUGAAGAUUAAAUCAUGAUGAAAAUACAAAGUAGAAGUUUAUUAGUUCUUCAAACUUUAUGAAACCCAUUUAAACAGAUGCAUAUCUCUGUAAUAUUAUAAAAAUAUAAUUUACGCUUGGUGAGUUUCUUCUCUGUGGGCGCCAUUAUAACGGAGUCUAUAAAAAAUUCAUUUUUUUAUGAUAUUCGAUGUCUUUUACGCAGUCCCCCACAGAAUUGGUGACCAGAGCGACUGCCACUUAUUCUUAGUUAUAGCACAACCAUGGGCGCCCGCAUAAAACUUUCUGG